AUGCUGACAAGGAAUGUAAAAAGUUUCGAGAAUCUAACUUUACGAUCCACCCUAAUGCUAUUUAUACAAGUCGACCUCUUAGCAAACACAUAUCCGAAUGCAUUACUUUGAUUGAUUCGGAACAAAUAGAAUUAUUAUUUGUUGUUGAAUUCUUUAAAACGAUAAGUCAGUCAUCCCAUUAA
Messenger RNA from Racocetra persica, 182 nucleotides. The record is from the annotation of a GenBank genome assembly. NCBI's taxonomy places the organism in Eukaryota, Fungi, Glomeromycota, Glomeromycetes, Diversisporales, Gigasporaceae.